Messenger RNA from Rhodotorula graminis WP1, 399 nucleotides. RefSeq lists its product as uncharacterized. The transcript is spliced from 2 exons. NCBI's taxonomy places the organism in Eukaryota, Fungi, Basidiomycota, Microbotryomycetes, Sporidiobolales, Sporidiobolaceae. The record is from RefSeq and is a predicted model, not a curated record. The coding region runs from base 1 to 399 and encodes 132 amino acids.
AUGCUCCGCUCUGCGACUCUGUCUCUUCGCGCUGCGCGUGUCGCGCCCCCUGCACCCACCCUCAUCCGCGCCUACCGCCCCACCGCGUCCGUCCUUAUGCCGACGACGAGCACGGCGUCCCCUGCGUCGCCCAAGGACGAGCAACGCGCGACCGCCCAGCAGCAUCCGACGCACAAGCCGGCCGGCAAGGGCAACACGACGUCGCCGCAGGCGUCGGCGUCGGAGCACAACGCGCCCAAGGACUCGGACAAGGACAGGAUGGAGGCCGAGGCGGCGUCUGCUGGCCCCGAGGCGGCCGAUGGACGGUACGGUGCGGCCGACAUGGUCGAGGGCAACUACACCAAGGACUCGAAGGAGGCCAAGGACCGCAAGGAGGCGGGCAAGAUGGGCGAGCGCUGA